Molecule: messenger RNA, 1003 nt
Organism: Nematostella vectensis (starlet sea anemone)
Lineage: Eukaryota; Metazoa; Cnidaria; Anthozoa; Actiniaria; Edwardsiidae
Product: protein chibby homolog 1
Exons: 3
Coding region: 51-437 (128 amino acids)
Source: RefSeq, a predicted model, not a curated record
ACCAAAGAUAAGGCGAGGUCGCCUAGCCUGUUGUUGCUCAUACGCCAAAAAUGCCGUUGUUUGGAAAGAAGAAAUCUCCCCGGAGAAAACUCGAAGCUGGGUCUAGCAACCUCAGCAAGUCAAAUGUGAGCUUAGCAGAUACAAGUGUGGAUCCGAAUGAUCCUAAUGCAGCAUUGGUUAAGCUGAAACUCGGCGGCAAUGAGUUGGUUUUUCGAGAUGGAGAGUGGUGUUCAGAUGCAACAGGCGCUGUUAAAGGAAGUGCAGAUGCUAACUUGCAAAAGAUCAACAACCAACUUAAAGAAGAAAACAACUAUUUGAAAUAUAAAAUAGAUGUUCUACUUGAUAUGCUUGCUGCAACCACUGCAGAUUGCAAUGUGAUAGAGAAAGAACUGGAGACAUUACAAAACCAGAAACGAGGGAGAGCUAUGCAGAGAUGACGUAGAGUUAAACCAUCACAAACAUACUAUACCAGCUUACGGUCAUGUUUUCGAUAAGUUUAAACUAGUUACUAUUUCAAUGUUUAUUUAUGAAAUAAGUUAUUCAACUGGAAAGUCCACUCAAAUGGUCAGAACUAUGCUAGGUCUGUCUGCUACCAAGAUGACAAAUUCAAUAUCUUGAUGUCUGAUUCGUCCAGUACUGGCAAUCAAAUUCACUGGCAAUCACCGGCAUUUUAAUUUGCUCAUACAAGCAUACAAAAUUGCUUAGUGUGUUGUAGACUCAAGAGAAAAUGAUCUGAUCGCCAGCCUUUGAAUUCGCUCAUACAAGCAUAGUGUGUCAUAGGCUUAUCAGAAAAUGCUCUGCUAACUGAGUAAACUCUCCCCCUCCACAAACCCCUGCUCAUAUUUAUGUAAACCCAUCAAGUGUAAUUCAUAUAUCAGUGCAUGAAAUGUGUUAUGCAGGGCUUUUAAACCUCUUUUGUGAUGUUGUAUAACUACAGAUUUGUAAAAUGUAUAUAUUGAUGUUUUAAGAAAAGCUGAAAAUUUAGUAAAUAUUAUAUGUUGUA